Molecule: messenger RNA, 2057 nt
Organism: Drosophila serrata
Lineage: Eukaryota; Metazoa; Arthropoda; Insecta; Diptera; Drosophilidae
Product: beta-1,3-galactosyltransferase 5
Biological process (GO): protein O-linked glycosylation
Cellular component (GO): Golgi membrane
Molecular function (GO): hexosyltransferase activity
Source: RefSeq, a predicted model, not a curated record
GAUAUUUACUAUUGAAAAGCGAACUGAAAAGAAUUAAUUAAAUUGCUUAAGUUAGAAAUGAACCUGUUGGACUUUAAAUAUUUUCGCAUGCCCCACCUGCGGGAGGAGGUGCGCCGACACCUGCCCCAAGUGAGGACGGUUCCCUGAAGCAAGUACACUACACGAAGAAACACAAGCAGCUCGACUCCAAGGAGAUCUUGGGGACGCUGGCCCAGUCCUCCAAGAGGCCGGGGAGGAGGGCUUGGAGCGACAUUUGCUGGCCUCAAGGCGAACAAAGACACCAGCAAUGUGCAUCUGGCGGAGGCAGUAUUCCCCAUUAUUGUGAACCUGCGACACCUUAUAAGAAGGAUGGACACCGCCAUGGGCCACAUGGAAGUUUAUUCUUCCGGCGGUCCACAAACAAGCCAUUUUCCGAAGGCGGAAAAGUUCGCCACUAUCCGUACGAGGACCAAUACAAUUCCCAUAAGUCCAAGGCCCAGGUAGCCUAGCUGGAUGGACAUGGUUUUAACCCAGAAAAAUGCAAGUCAAAGGAAUAAUAUAUCGAGAAGGAGAGCCAAAAUCCAGAAUUUUCUGGUCCUUUUUCCACAGUUUAAACGAUUAACGAAUGAAAUCCACGGAAAUACCAGCACGAUAAAGCAGACUUUGUAUAGCCAUGGCAUCGGGCAUACUGCGCUUUAUCCUUUUCCUAAUCAUUGUUACCUUUACCAUUUCUCGUACUUGUCGAAAUCAAAGAUCAUGGUAAAACUGGAGUUGAGGCCAUCGGAACCGUCAGAAGACAACGAUGCUGUGAACGCAUCCUUAGCAGGUCUUUAUAAUACGAAAACUACUGCCAGCAAGACUUUAUCUAAUUUUGGUAACCUGGGAAGUACUGUUCGCCACAAUCAUAUCAGGAACGGACUAAUACCCUUUUAUGAUCGCUUAAUAAAUAAAAUGUCUGAUAAGUACUCUUUGGAUGACAAGCCCAUUUCGGUGCGAAAGCCUUUGAAAUUGGAAUCCUGGGUUACCAAAGCUCCCAUCCCAAUUCCACUCGCAGGUGCUAUCUAUAAGCCUGGUCAUCUUGACAAUGACAUCGACAUCGAAAGGUUAUGCCCCCGCGAAGGUGACUCGACAAAGUUGCUGGUUCUGAUUACCUCAGCUAUACACCAUAGGGCAGCAAGGAUGGCCAUAAGACAGACAUGGAUGCACUACGGGAGCCGCAGAGACGUGGGUAUGGCUUUCGUCCUGGGACAUGGCAAAGACAAUAAGCAAAACAAAGCCCUAGACAGCGAGGAUUUCAUGUAUCGUGACUUGAUACGCGGGAACUUCGUGGAUUCGUACAACAACCUCACGCUCAAAACCAUGUCUUUGCUAGAGUGGGUUCAUCAUCACUGCCGGCGAGCUAAGUACAUCCUCAAGACGGACGACGAUAUGUUCGUCAAUAUCCCCAAACUGCUGUCGUUUCUGGACACCCACAAGGCGAAUCGAACCAUCUACGGUCGUCGCGCAGAUUUCUGGAAGCCGGUGCGCAAUAAAUGGUCCAAAUACUACAUAUCCUCUGACCAAUAUGUGGAGAAUGUCUUUCCCACCUUCACCACGGGACCCGCAUACAUCCUUACCGGGGAUAUCGUGGGCGAACUCCUAGUCUGCUCGCUCAGCACCCCCUUUCUGAAGCUGGAGGAUGUCUUUAUCACGGGCAUCGUAGCUGAAAGUCUGGCUAUUAAGCGGGUGAAUGUGCGCGAGAUUGCCAACGUUCGCAUAGUACUGGAGGCAUGUCGUAUUCGUGACAAGAUUACUGUGCACAUGGUAAGUCCCAAUGAGCAGUUUGAUGUGUGGAUGAAGUUGCUGGAUAAUUCCAUCAAGUGUUAUAAAGGAAAAAGAAGUAAUUAACUUGUUAAAAAAAUUAGUUUUGCUAGUCAACGAUUAGGUGUGAUAUAUUGUACAUAUUUCCUAUUAAAUUGACUAAAAUGUUGUAUAUAUUUUGCUAUAUAAAUGAUAACUGCAAUUGUAAGAAAAUUGUUUCAAAAUUUUUUUAAGAGCUUGUAAUCAAAAGUCCAACAUUAAUAUCCUGAGAUCUUGCU